AUAGAAUCUCUGUCAGUUACUUUUCAUGGACAUGAUUUGAUAAUUGAUUCUGAAUUGGAGCUAAACUAUGGAAGACGAUAUGGGUUGCUUGGAUUAAAUGGUUGUGGAAAAUCUACCCUUCUUACAGCGAUAGGUUGUCGAGAGCUACCUAUCCCAGAUCACAUGGAUAUUUAUCACCUUACCAGAGAAAUUGAAGCCUCUGACAUGUCUGCAUUGGAGGCUGUCAUAAGCUGUGAUGAGGAAAGGUUGAAAUUGGAGAAAGAAGCUGAAGCUUUGGCUGCUCAGGAUGAUGGGGGUGGUGAAACUCUUGAACGUAUUUAUGAACGAUUGGAUGCCAUCGAUGCAUCAACUGCAGAAAAGCGUGCUGCUGAAAUUUUAUUUGGUCUUGGUUUCAACAAGCAGAUGCAGGCAAAGAAGACCCGUGAUUUUUCUGGUGGCUGGAGAAUGAGGAUAGCUUUAGCACGUGCUCUAUUUAUGAAGCCAACAAUUCUUUUACUUGAUGAACCAACCAAUCACCUAGAUUUGGAGGCUUGUGUGUGGCUGGAAGAGAAUUUGAAAAUGUUUGACCGCAUUCUGGUUGUGAUUUCACAUUCCCAGGAUUUCCUUAAUGGUGUCUGCACAAAUAUCAUCCACAUGCAAAAUAAGAAGCUGAAGCUUUAUACUGGCAAUUAUGAUCAAUAUGUUCAGACACGUGGUGAGCUUGAAGAGAACCAGAUGAAGCAGUACAAAUGGGAGCAAGAGCAAAUUGCCUCGAUGAAGGACUAUAUAGCCCGGUUUGGUCAUGGAUCAGCAAAACUAGCACGCCAAGCCCAGAGUAAAGAGAAAACUCUUGCAAAAAUGGAGCGGGGUGGACUCACAGAGAAGGUGGUAAGAGACAAAGUUUUGGUAUUCCGCUUUGUUGAUGUGGGAAAACUUCCCCCGCCUGUUCUCCAGUUUGUCGAGGUGACAUUUGGUUACACUCCUGAUAAUCUGAUCUACAAGAACCUUGAUUUCGGGGUUGAUUUAGACUCUAGGAUUGCGCUGGUUGGACCAAAUGGAGCCGGGAAGAGUACGUUACUGAAGCUAAUGACUGGCGACCUGGUCCCUAUAGACGGCAUGGUUCGACGCCACAAUCACCUUCGAAUUGCACAAUUUCACCAGCACUUGGCUGAAAAGCUAGACUUGGAAUUGUCUGCUCUCCAGUUUAUGAUAAAAGAAUACCCUGGAAAUGAGGAGGAGAGGAUGAGAGCAGCUAUUGGGAAAUUUGGACUGUCGGGUAAAGCGCAGGUGAUGCCGAUGAAGAAUUUAUCUGACGGGCAGAGGAGCCGCGUGAUAUUUGCAUGGUUAGCUUAUAGACAGCCUCACUUGCUACUUCUGGAUGAGCCAACUAACCAUUUAGACAUUGAAACAAUUGACUCACUGGCUGAGGCUUUGAAUGAAUGGGACGGUGGCAUGGUGCUUGUUAGCCAUGAUUUUAGACUCAUCAAUCAAGUGGCCCACGAGAUAUGGGUGUGCGCUGAUCAAGCUGUUACCAGAUGGGAAGGUGACAUCAUGGAUUUCAAAGAGCACUUAAGGUCAAAGGCCGGUUUAUCUGACUGA
Molecule: messenger RNA, 1578 nt
Organism: Sphenostylis stenocarpa
Lineage: Eukaryota; Viridiplantae; Streptophyta; Magnoliopsida; Fabales; Fabaceae
Source: the annotation of a GenBank genome assembly